AUUGACUUCAAGUACGCUUAUGAAUGCACGUUGACGAGCAUGACAUUCAAAUACAGCAAAGAAUUGAGCUAAGAGAUAAAAAAAAAAACAACUUGAAAGCCGCUAUUCGUGAUGAACUACGUCAGCGAUUGUAAGCGGCUCAAAUUUCUCCCCCACUUCGAAUGCGACAAAAACCCACAUCUGAAUGCUGACGAACGGUCAUCUGCCGAACUGAUUUCUCUCAUCUUCUUUGGCAUUUAUAAGCGAGAAAAUUCAACGGUAAGGUAUCCAGUCCCAUUUCGACUUCAACCAACAACAAGAUGUUUCUCAAGGCUUUUAUUAUCCUUUCUAUCCUUUUCUGCUUGGCAACGGCUGCUAGGAUUACCCCAAUUGCUCCUGCAAGCGAAUUCAAGCGUGACCAUUUCAGUUUGGAGUCUUUCGGCCAUGGCAAGCAUCAUUCACAUGCGUUAAAAACGAUUCGAUCCCCUUUCGGUUCUUCAAACAAAGCCGUUGAAAGAUCAUUUCCUGAGAAUGGAUUGGAUUCAGCUGGACCAGGUGCUCCUGCAUACGGUAGUGUUGGAGGAGCUGGAUUUGGUUCCCCUGUGGGCAAUUUCAAUGGGCCAACGGGCCAAACUAAUCUAGGCGCAGCCGUUGUACACCCGGGAUCAUUUGGUGGGCAGCAAAGUGCCUUUGGAGGACCAUCUGCAUUUGGAGUACAGUCCGCUUCGUUUGCUGGGCAGCCUGGUUCGUUUGGAGGCCAAUAUCCAUCUUUCGGAGGCCAACCUGGAUCUCCCGUUGGUCAACCAGGACCCUUUGGUGGUCAUCCGAACUCGUUUGGUAGUCACUCUGGUUUGUCUGGUGGCCAAGCUGGAUCCUACGGUGGAGCGCAAGGAGCAGCUCCAGGAUACAGCGGUGCUGCUCAAGGCGGUUACGGUGGAAAUUCUGGCGCAGGAAUGCCCUAUCAGUUUCAAUAUAGUGUCAACGAAUACGGCAAUAACUUUGGACACUCGCAAUUGAGCGACGGUAACCAAGUCAGUGGACGCUAUUACGUGCAGCUGCCGGAUGGCCGACUUCAAACUGUGGACUUCAAGGCAGAUCCAUUGAACGGCUACACCGCCGACGUCCAAUACCAAGGCCAAGCCCAAUACCCAAGCAAUGAAGGAAGCUACGCUCUAGGAUUAGGAAACGGUGGUGGUAUUGGCGGCGGGUCCGUUGGACAACUACCACUUGCUUUCCACGAUCAAGGAAACCAUGGAAGUGGUCUUCCUGGCUCGUCUGGAAGCUAUACUGAUUCCGGUGCUUUUAGCGCCAAACCAUAUUAAAAGGUUGA
This is a messenger RNA of Daphnia carinata, 1309 nucleotides long. RefSeq names its product pro-resilin-like. The transcript is spliced from 3 exons. Bases 300 to 1301 code for a protein of 333 amino acids. Lineage: Eukaryota; Metazoa; Arthropoda; Branchiopoda; Diplostraca; Daphniidae. The record is from RefSeq and is a predicted model, not a curated record. Gene Ontology annotation, cellular component: extracellular matrix.